Messenger RNA from Fragaria vesca subsp. vesca, 548 nucleotides. Its product is annotated as probable histone H2B.1-like. Gene Ontology annotation, biological process: nucleosome assembly. The transcript has 3 exons. Gene Ontology annotation, molecular function: structural constituent of chromatin; protein heterodimerization activity; DNA binding. The coding region runs from base 82 to 519 and encodes 145 amino acids. Gene Ontology annotation, cellular component: nucleosome. The record is from RefSeq and is a predicted model, not a curated record. NCBI's taxonomy places the organism in Eukaryota, Viridiplantae, Streptophyta, Magnoliopsida, Rosales, Rosaceae.
UUUCAACACCUCAUUUUCUCAUCUCUAAACUUUCAAAAAUUUCUCAAUUUCGUUCCCAAAUUUCCUUUGAGAAAAUUUCCGAUGGCGCCCAAGGCUGAGAAGAAGCCCGCAGAGAAGAAGCCGGCCGAGAAGACCGUGGCGGAGAAAACCCCGGCGGAGAAGAAGCCCAAGGCCGGCAAGAAGCUCCCCAAGGAGGCCGGAGCCGCCGCCGGAGACAAGAAGAAGAAGAGAAACAAGAAGAGCGUGGAGACCUACAAGAUCUACAUCUUCAAGGUCCUCAAGCAGGUCCACCCUGACAUUGGGAUCUCCAGCAAGGCCAUGGGCAUCAUGAACAGCUUCAUCAACGACAUCUUCGAGAAGCUUGCUCAGGAGUCGUCCAGGCUCGCAAGGUACAACAAGAAGCCCACGAUUACUUCUCGGGAGAUUCAGACUGCUGUGAGGCUUGUUCUUCCUGGUGAAUUGGCCAAGCACGCCGUCUCUGAGGGGACUAAGGCUGUGACCAAGUUCACCAGCUCUUAAGGGUUUGCUCUUUAACUGUGUGAUUUGGG